Messenger RNA from Symbiodinium natans, 4296 nucleotides. The record is from the annotation of a GenBank genome assembly. Lineage: Eukaryota; Dinophyceae; Suessiales; Symbiodiniaceae.
AUGCUGCCUGCUGCACGAGGCUGCAACACCUACGAGCGCGUGGAGAUCGAGAGGUGGCUCGAGACGACCACUGAGCCGAGGGAUCCCUAUAGCAACAUCCCGCUCCGGAGCAAAGACCUCCGAGAAAAUACGAACCUUCGCGAAGGGAUCCGGGAGUGGAGUGCGCAGAAUGCCGAGCACGUGAAGCAGAUGGCCGACCUUCAAAGGCAGCUCCGCGACGCGCAGCUGGCGCUGGAGACGGCCCGCAAGCACGUCCCAAAGCGGUUCGUGUGCGGCCUCUCGAAGCAGGUGAUGAAGCGGCCGAUCCGUGCAAGAGACGAGAAUCUCUACGACGAGACGGCCUUCCAAGAGUAUGUGCGAUUAAGCGAGACUUCCGGACAGCUGGUGUCCCCGGUGACGGAGAAGCCCAUGGAACCAGGCUAUGACCAUGAAGCCGAGUUGGAGGAGGAGAUCAGGCGGUUUCUGAAGGAGAACUUCCCAGCAAAGGAGCCGGCUUGGAGGCAGAGUGUCGUGAAGACUGCAGACGACGCUCCAGCCGAGUGGCCAGCCUUGAUGAGCACGAGGACAUUUGCGAAGCAGGCAGCGAUGACGGAGGCGGCGUUUCACGGCUCCGUCUCGUUCGAAGAGGGCUCGGAGAUCAAGACCGUAGUGAGCUUUCCCGGGCAGUACCAGGAGGACUGGCAGUGCCUCGUGCGGAGAUCGGUGAAGCGCAGCGCCUUCGAGAAGGAUGCAACGGAGGAUCCUGGCCAGCCCUGCCGGCACUACGUCUCAGGCAGCACCGCCUGUGUGUUUUUGCCUCAGGGGAGCAAGUUCUUUGGGGGCCACGUGCCCAACGAGGAUGGCACUUCGGACGUGUGUUGGUGCCAGGAUCUGUACGAGAAGAAGCAGUCCUUCGGCUGCCGGUGGUUCGAGGAGUGGCGCCUCCGUCUGCAGACCGCGGUGGAGAGAAAGCACACCCUGGUGGUGGUGUACAAGGCAGGCCAGAAAGGCGUCGGACGAGUGGGUCUGGCGUGGCCUCCUCGGAUCGAAUGCAGCGCGGCCAGGCGGGGGGACGCCGGGCUGGGCGUCUCGCAGCGCGGCGAGGUGGCCUGGCUCCUCCGCCACGGCUUGGCUUUUGAGGAGGAGGACAUCGACGACUACCGGAGAAGGCUGGCGGCGGACAUCAAGCUCGAGCUGAAGGAGUUGCAGAGCCCGCUGCCCUCCUUGCGUGCGUCUUGGCCGAUCUUUGUCAGCUCUUUCUGCCGUCCCGAGAAUUUUAAGAAGGCCUUCGUUCCGUUUCCGCAAGCGGAGCAUGCUGAGGACAUGCAGCCGCAGUUCAUGGCCCACCUCGACCUGGAACUAGACGGCCUCAGAGAUCGCAUAGCAGAUGAUUCCCACGCUUUGGACGACCAGGGGUCGCUCCACAGGCUCAGCGUGCUGUUCUCCGCGUUGGAUGAGCUGAACGACGUGUUGGUGGCCACCUUGGGCAGUUGGAGGGCGCCGUUUCUGGUGGUCUUCGGUGCCGAGAGCGUCGGCAAGUCCUCGCUGCUGCAGCGCCUGAGCCUGCUACCCUUCUUCCCGACCGACAAAAGCCGCUGCACGAGGAUGCCUGUGCGGCUGGAGAUCCGACGGACGGCGACGCCUCAUCCAGCCACGAUGCAGGUGUGGAAUGUCGUGGAGCAGAAGUGGGACGGUCCGGCGCGGAGCAUCUCCCUGGAAGUCAGCGAGUCCCAAAUCCACGGGGAGAUGAACAAGCUUGUGGAGGAGGCGGCUGGCGGCGGCGAGUUUUGCCUUGACAAAGAAAUCCACAUCAAAGCCAGCUCCACGACCUUGCCGCCGAUGAACUUAGUGGACCUACCAGGCUUGGUUCAGGCCGAUGCCGCCCUGGCCACGCAGACACAGCAGCUGCUGCAGAGGUACACGCAGGAUUCGCAAGAGCAGGACAUCUUCCUUGCCAUCGUCCCAGCUUCGGAGGCACCUGCGAACUGGGCGGUCAUGCAGCUGAUCAAGGACAGACACCUCGAGGAGCGCACCAUCGGGGUCAUCACCAAGUUCGACAGGCUUGGCGAAGAUGAGCACGAAGAUCUAUUUCCAAUUCUUCGGGGAGAGCAGGUGAAGGGUCUCGUGCCAUUGUCACAGCAUGGCUUCGUCGCGGUGGCGAACGUGACCAAGAAGCGAGAGCCUGGCGAGAGCUUCACGGAAUGGAUGGCGCGCAAGGCGCAGCUGGAGAAGGACAAGUUCGCCAUCGACUUGGAGAUGAAACCAUUCGUGGAGAAGCAGCAAGCCACCAUCGGGGCGGUUGUCCACAGCAUCAGCCGGGGCUACAGCUGGCACGUUGCCCACAACUGGCUGCCCCUCACGGCCAAGCGCCUGCUCGCCGUGUGGACUGGCUGCUGUGAGGAGCUCCUGAAGAUGGGGCUCCCCUUCGCCAGCGGGCAGCUGGAAGGAGCCGCCCUGGCGAAGUUCAAGGAUGCCGCGACCCGCGAGCUGAAGCGCCGGCUUGGUUUCGUUGUCAAGCGGGCCCACGAGCUGUUCUGGAGCGCCGCCGCGAAGCCCGUCCAGGAUUAUCUCAAGAAGCAGCUGGAAGCCCUUGCGUGCCAAGAAGUGAAGCUGCUGGACCGCCAGGAGCUUCCGACGUUCUUCGAGACGGCGUGCGAGGACAUCGUGGCGAAGUUGCCGCCGCUGGAGACCUUCGCCUCCGGUCUCCUGGAAGAGGCGCUGGCGGCUUUGGGGCCGCAGGAGGAGGACGCCUUUCGGCUGGAGCGCCUGCCGUGCCUCGUCGAGGAGCUGCAGAAGAAGCUGAGGGAAGCGCAGCCGCGCCUGGACGUGGAGAAGGCCAGAGACGGCAUUUCCAAGGUCCUGAGAUCCGCUUUCUUCGAGCAGAAGCACUUGAAGAUGGAGGCGGGCCAGGAUAAGACGGUGAAGGUCUCCUUCGAUGCCGAGAUGCUCGCCGCGAGGUUCGAUGGUGCUCUGGUGAGUGCCUUCGAAGGCUUUGGCUCGGAGAAGCAGAUCGAAGUCGAUGUGAUCUCUCCUGCCUUGGAGGCCACGCAGUCCGUGCCGGAGGCCUGCUUGGAGCUGCGCCGGCAGGUCUUCGCACGCAUGGAGAAGUGCGCGGAAGCACUGGAGAAGCUCGUGAAGACCAGGGCAUCACUCGCGGAGUCCCUGGAUUCCUCCAGCAAGGCCCUGGAGCCAAGGUCCAAAGUCUUGCAGCAGUGGCUCCUAGGAGAGGCCGUGCCCCUAGUGUGCGGAGCGAUCUCGGGCGACAGCCCAAGCGACCAGAGCUUCCGGUCCCCUGCUUGCAACUUCGUCACCUCCGUGCUGAGCGACAUGGUGGAGAUUCUGGCGCAGACGGCGUCGGAGGAGUUCGAUGUGGCGGCAUGGCAUGGACCGCUUAUUAGUAGAAAGGACCUCUGCCCUCCGAUGUCCGCAACGUGCUGUGCAACGGCCGCCGCUUUGGAUGGGAAGAUUUACGUGAUGGGCGGCGUGGAGACCGGAGGGCGCACGGUGCAGGUCUUUGACACGGCGAGCAGCUCCUGGGGCCAAGGGCCCACCCUCAGCUGCGACAGAGAGUUGGCUGCAGCCGCCGUGGUCGGAGAUCGCAUCUACGUGACGGGAGGAGUGGGCAACGGCGGCGCCCUGAGCUCCAUGGAGAGCUGGAGCCCCGGGAGCGGCGAGGAGGGCUGGAGCGAGGGCCCGGACUCGGGAAAGGGGAGGAGUGGCCACGCUGCCGUGGGGCUCGAGGGCAAGCUCGUGCUGCUGGGAGGCUCCGACGGCAGGAAUUUCCUCAACUCCGUGCAGAGCUUCGACCCAAGCACCCAGCAAUGGCAGGAGCUGCGGCCCCUGCACGAGCGGCGAAAUGGUGUGGCGGCCGCGGCACUUGGCGGCAAAAUCUACGCCGUGGGCGGCCACGACCGCUAUUCCAUUUUCUCCUCCGUCGAGGUCUUCGAUCCGGCGAAUGGCAGCUGGGGCUUUGGGCCGAGCCUGGGCCAAGCCAGGUGCUCCCACAAGGCGGCGGCGCUCUCGGAUGGGCGCCUCUACGUUCUGGGGGGCGACUUUUCCGAGGCCCUGCGCUCCACUGAGGUCUUCGACCCCAGCAGGGGCUGCUGGGCCAAGGGCCCCGAGCUGAAACACCCGAGAAAGAUGUUUACCGCCGCGGCCUGGGACGGGGCUCUUUAUGUGCUGGGGGGUGACGGCUUCUCCGAGAGCCAGAAGUCCGUGGAGGUGCUCCCGAACGCGGAGAUGCGGCUGAAGAAGGCCCAGGCCGCGGUCGCGACUCGGCGCCUCGAAGAGGCCUCCGAUUGGGUGGUCCGCGGAUAA